ACCACUGUGGUGGCUCCUUGUGUGCUGGUUACCAGUGUAAGUUCCUCCCACCUAAUGGGCCGCUGAGGUACCGUGUUUGAACCCCUCCAUAGCGAUGUCGGGCCGGGUUAUGGGGGCGCCUGGGGUGAGCGAAUCACCUCUUGUCCCUAAGAAAAAGGCAAGCAACAAAAAAGCGACAACCUUUAAUACCCCUCCCCCUCAUUUCUUUUAAAACUUCAUAACCAAUCACCAAAACUCACAUACAAAAACACACAACACACGCACUCCCAUUACCCCAAACACAAACUAAUUUGCAUCAAAUCAUCAAAAAAAAAAAAGAAACACACAACAAAAAUCAAGAAUUGAUCAAGGAAAAAUGAGAGGUAGAGAAGGCAAAGGCCCUCCUCCCUCCACCGAUCUCCUCGUAUGCUUCCCCACUCGGGCUCACCUCUCCCUCAUGCCCAAGCCCGUCUCCAGCCCGGCCCGGCCCCACCACCGCCGCCGCCCCUCCCUCCUCAAAUCAUCCAACACCACUGCCAUGUGGGCCCGCCGCAAGAACCACAACGACGACGCCGACUCCGAGCCCACCUCCCCUAAAGUCACCUGCGCCGGCCAAAUCAAGGUCCGCUCAUCAAAGCCCAAUUCCUGCAAAAACUGGCAAUCCGUCAUGGAAGAGAUCGAGCGGAUGCACAACCACCGCCGCAAGCACAAGAAGCGCCCGCCCUGGGCCGCCGCGAUAGGCUUCAAGAAGGAGGCGGUGCAGUUUUUGACGUGCCUGCGCAACCUCCGCUUCGACUUCCACUGCUUCGGAUCCAUCCCCGCCGCCGAGAUCAGCUCCGACGACGACGACGAAGAAGAAUUAGACGACGACGACGACGACAAGGGCUCCUCUGGAGGAGCUGUGUUUUCGAAGUGGUUCAUGAUUUUGCAAGAGGAGAAUAAUAGUCAAUUGAGGAAAGAGGAGAGUGUGGCGGCGGUUGAAGAGGCGGCGCCGCCAGCGAAUGCGUUGAUGCUGAUGCGGUGCAGGUCGGCGCCGGCGAAGAGCUGGCUGGAGGAGAGAGAGGAAGAGAAGGGGGCGGAAUUUUGUGAAUUUGCGGUGGAGAUUGGGAAGGAGGAUUGGAUUCAGGAGAGGAUUUGCAGAAGCAGGAGUUGGAAGAGAUGAUGGUUUGAUUUUUUUUUAUUUUUUAUGAUUAAAUAGUUUGUGUUAAGACAUAAAACUGAUUUAUAUUUGUGGUGGGGAAAUUUGUAUGUGGUUUUUAUGAUCA
Salvia splendens (bonfire salvia) is the source of this 1244-nucleotide messenger RNA. RefSeq names its product nucleolar GTP-binding protein. The coding region runs from base 356 to 1141 and encodes 261 amino acids. The record is from RefSeq and is a predicted model, not a curated record. NCBI's taxonomy places the organism in Eukaryota, Viridiplantae, Streptophyta, Magnoliopsida, Lamiales, Lamiaceae. The transcript has a single exon.